GAAAAGGGAAAAAAAAAAAGAUUCCUAGCUAUAUUGGGUUAAAAAUUAAAGAACAAAAUGAUAAAACUAUACAAGCCAAUCUUUGUGACUUCAGUAAAAAAGUCGUCUUGAAGUAACCGCAGAAGACAAAGCAAACAAAUUGUCUACAGAGAUCCUUGUUACAUAUAGCAGAACUGUGUUUUGUAUUAUUACCUAAUUUGUGUUUUGGAAAUGUAUAACAUAUUUGAUUAUUUAAUCCUGAGCAGGAAGAUGCAUACAAAUAGUUUACUCUUACUAAAUAACAGUAAAGAGACAAAUAGAAUAUCAGUACAAAAGAUGGGACUUUGAUGGUGCAGCAAAGAACCAAAUUUUCACGGAUUUCUAUGAGUAUGUUUCUUGUUCCGAGAUGAUGUUUUGUUGUACUGACAUGUUUUUGUUGUUAUGCCUGAAUGAAAUUCUCCAACCCAAGUACAAAAGAAAUAAAAAGACUUGUUUGAAAGGUUUUCACAUACAUUUCAAUUAACUCAACCUAGUUGUUUAUAAGCAAAUCCCACCCCUUCUCACAUUGAAAACGCGUAUAAAUAAACUUUGAAGAUAAACCAAUGUAUACACAAAGAAUCGGAGUCCAAGGAGGACAAUAUCGUAUGAGAGGAGCUGACAUAACCCAAUCCCCAAAGACGCGUUCUCUAGGUCAACGAACCAUUGGUGACGACCCAUGAAAAAUAAAUUCGUGCGGGGCCCGUGACCCAAAGCGGAUAAUAUCUUCAAUGUAUUUGGGCUAUGAAUUUCAACAUAUCACUCAAUCACUGAUGUUUGAAUGAAAUUAUCUGUCCUACACGCUUUUAAGUUGUUACCAAGACACCCCGACCCUAGCAAGGGACUAUUUAGUCAAAUAGGCUCAGCUUGCCACUUGAACUUCCCCGGCCCCUUCGAAAUACAUUAUGGAGAUUUACAGCUUAUCACAGACCAAACUGGCAAAUCCCAAAUUCAGGGUGUUAUCCCUACUGCCAUAAGAGUGCCUAGCAAAUGUUGAGAAAACGCACUAAAAUAAUUCUACGGAACCAGAAGGCCAGCUAGAGUAUACACUUGCAAAGAUCACCUAUGAUGAUGAGAAGAUUACACAAUCAAACUUCAGACUUCUGUUGCAGCAAACUUUUGUGAAGUAAAAGACAACAAAUAUGGAUUGUGGUGCACACGUGAAAGUUUAUUAGUGGUUUUGAUUCUUUUGAAGCUUGACCCCACCUAAGACCCUUGUUUCUGGGAAGAUAAUAGAACAGAAAAGGUAAUCUGCAUAAUAUCAGAAGCUUUUUUUUUUGUUUUAACUUUUCUUCUGACUUUGUUUUCUUCCUUUUCAAGCAUAUCGCCAUAUCUUUUUUCAGUUUUUCUAACUCAGCAAAUAGUACCUUAUUUUCUGAUAGUUGAUAAGAAGAUAAGAGGAAAGUAGAAAAAGACAUGGAUGCCAGAAAAUUGGUGGAGAUGGUAGCCCUUGACAGAUUGAAUAGUCAGAGAAUCCAAUCAGAGAUGUCAAAAAAUUUUAUGGUGGAUUAAGGUUUUCAUAUGUCCAAGAGUUCAAAAAACCUCCAUCAACUCUUGUUAAUUGAGGUUGCACUGUUUGUAGACCCUAAUUUAUUGGAGAUAUUGAUUCUCUCCUCUCCCAAGUUGAUGUUGUUCUUCCUGUUUGUCCUGCUUCUUUUGUGGUUCCUAAGGAGACAAAUCAUUAAAAUUCUAAAAAUUUUGUUUUUUUGAAAGACUUUCUUUGCCAACUGGCAGUACCCAACCUUACCCCCUCCUAGCCCUUCUUAUAAAGAGCAAGCUUUGCCACCUCCUUUUCACAUAUCAUCUGAUUGACCUUAAUCUUCUCUCUUUGACUCUUCAUCAUUCUAACCAUCAUAUCCUCCUCCUUAGCCUCUCCAAGAAAAGUUUUAUUCUCCACAUUUUCAUUCAUUUUCUUAGAAAUCUAUGGCAUCCAGUUCAAUGUCAUCGCGUGGCUCCUGUGGGUCUUGGACGGCCAAAGAAAACAAGGCCUUUGAGAGAGCUUUGGCUGUGUAUGACAAGGACACCCCGGACCGUUGGCACAAUGUGGCCAGGGCAGUUGGAGGAAAAACAGCAGCAGAAGUGAAGAGCUACUAUGAGCUCCUCGAGAAGGAUGUGGAGCACAUUGAGUCAGGUCAAGUGCCAAUCCCCAAUUACAGGAAUACUGGGGGGAGUAGCAAUGGAAGCAUGAGCGAUGAGCAGAAGAGGAUGAAGAAUUUGAAGCUCUACUGAGCAUUAAGUGAGUCAACAACUAGCAGCAAUAAAGAACUAGUAGGUCUGCUCAAUGUAUAACACGUAGGAUAGAUAUAUAUAGCAGCAUAUAAUGGUAAAUUCAAGAAUCACAAAUAUGUGAUUCAACCUCAUAUGUUCCUCAGGUUUUUUAUGUAUCUAUGUCUCAUGCAUUGACGGAUGAAUAGACAUCCUCUAAUACUGUUCUUGCUA
Messenger RNA from Tripterygium wilfordii, 2454 nucleotides. Its product is annotated as protein RADIALIS-like 1. The transcript is spliced from 2 exons. Gene Ontology annotation, molecular function: DNA-binding transcription factor activity. Lineage: Eukaryota; Viridiplantae; Streptophyta; Magnoliopsida; Celastrales; Celastraceae. The record is from RefSeq and is a predicted model, not a curated record. Bases 1939 to 2244 code for a protein of 101 amino acids.